Molecule: messenger RNA, 2153 nt
Organism: Syzygium oleosum
Lineage: Eukaryota; Viridiplantae; Streptophyta; Magnoliopsida; Myrtales; Myrtaceae
Product: protein LUTEIN DEFICIENT 5, chloroplastic
Exons: 16
Coding region: 107-1984 (625 amino acids)
Biological process (GO): xanthophyll biosynthetic process
Cellular component (GO): chloroplast
Molecular function (GO): iron ion binding; heme binding; beta-carotene 3-hydroxylase activity
Source: RefSeq, a predicted model, not a curated record
UCGGUUGCAUUAUCUGUCUCUCUCUAAACACUCGUGGACUCUCAUUUCUUAGCACUACGUACGCUUCCACCCACCCACUGAAGGGAGAGCUUCUUGCACGGCUUCAAUGGCCGCCAAUCUCCUCCUCCUCCCCUCCUCAUCCUCCAUUGCUACUCUGUCCAAUCUCCAAACGAAGCUCCACACCGCCCGGUUCAGACAACCCGCUCCCGCUAAACUGAAGGGUGACUACAGAUGGGCGACGACGAUCACCUGUGCUUCUUCGAACGGCAGGGAGCCCGGGUCUGUGGACAGCGGGGUGAAGAGCGUGGAGCGGUUGGUCGAGGAAAAACGGCGUGCCGAGCUGUCCGCUCGGAUUGCUUCCGGCGAAUUCACCGUUGAGCGAUCCGGUUUUCCAUCUCAGGUGAGGAAUGGCUUGUCGAAAUUGGGUGUUUCUCCCGAAGUUUUGGAUUUUUUCUUCCAAUGGUUUGAUUCCAGUGAAGACCAUCCGAAAAUUCCAGAGGCAAAAGGUGCAAUCAAUGCCAUUCGGAAUGAGGCCUUCUUCAUCCCCUUAUACGAACUUUAUCUCACAUAUGGUGGAAUUUUCAGGUUGACCAUUGGUCCCAAGUCGUUUUUAAUAGUUUCUGACCCAUCAAUUGCAAAGCAUAUAUUGAAGGACAACUCAAAAGCUUAUUCAAAGGGUAUUCUGGCAGAAAUUCUAGAGUUUGUCAUGGGAAAGGGACUUAUACCAGCAGAUGGGGAAGUAUGGCGAGUACGUAGACGUGCUAUAGUCCCCGCUUUACAUCAGAAGUAUGUAGCAGCUAUGAUUAACUUGUUCGGAAAAGCUUCCCAAAGACUUUGCGAUAAGCUUGAUGUUGCUGCUUCUGAAAGGGAAGAUGUAGAGAUGGAAUCACUCUUCUCCCGCUUGACAUUGGACAUCAUUGGAAAGGCAGUUUUUAACUAUGAUUUUGAUUCAUUGACAAAUGAUACUGGAAUAGUUGAGGCUGUUUAUACUGUGCUGCGGGAAGCAGAGGAUCGAAGUGUUUCACCUAUCCCAUUCUGGGAAAUUCCUAUAUGGAAAGAUAUCUCACCAAAGCAAAAGAAGGUCAAUGAAGCUUUGAAGUUGGUCAAUGAUACCCUUAACAAUUUGAUAGCGACAUGCAAGAGGAUGGUAGAUGAGGAGGACUUGCAGUUUCAUGAGGAAUACAUGAACGAAGAGGACCCUAGUAUCCUUCACUUUCUCUUGGCAUCGGAAGAUGAUUUUUCAAGUAAGCAACUCAGAGAUGACCUGAUGACGAUGCUGAUAGCUGGACACGAAACAUCUGCUGCCGUGCUAACUUGGACCUUUUAUCUUCUGUCGAAGGAGCCUAGCGUCAUGUCCAAGCUUCAAAACGAGGUUGAUUCUGUUCUUGGCGACCGAAUACCAACCAUCGAGGACAUGAAAAAACUAAAAUAUACAACUCGCGUUAUCAAUGAAUCAUUGAGGCUCUACCCACAACCACCUGUCUUAAUUCGUCGAUCUCUUGAGAGCGAUUUCCUUGGGAAGUACCCAAUAAAAAGGGGUGAAGAUAUCUUUAUUUCGGUCUGGAACCUCCAUCGAAGUCCAAAUCACUGGACUGAUGCAGACAAGUUCAAUCCUGAAAGAUGGCCGCUAGAUGGACCUAAUCCAAAUGAAACCAAUCAAAAUUUCAGUUACUUGCCCUUCGGUGGAGGACCUAGGAAAUGCGUAGGGGACAUGUUCGCGUCAUUCGAGACAGUAGUGGCAGUGGCAAUGCUUGUCCGGCGAUUUAACUUUCAAAUGGCUGUUGGAGCACCCGCAGUAAACAUGACCACAGGAGCAACAAUCCACACAACCAAAGGUUUGAAUAUGACGGUUACACGAAGGCUACAACCCCCAAUUGUCCCUACAAUAGAGAUGCCACUGCUUAAAGUGGAGGCUUCCACAAGUAGUUCUCAAGGGGAUUCGGUGUUGAGUAAGAAAGGAGAAGUUACAUCUGCCCAUUCUUGAACUUCUUGGGCGUUUUGCCACAUCAUUCAUGGUGAUUUAUAUUUGGGAAAUGCCUUCCCUUUUAGUGUAAUAUAUUUUUCCCCUAGUCAGCUUUUCGGGGAACAUGCAUAUGUACAAUGAGAACAGUUGCAGUCUCUGAGAAGUAAAUUGGAUCGUGUAUUCGAGUUUA